Osmerus eperlanus (European smelt) is the source of this 3063-nucleotide messenger RNA. It is a transcript of the gene zdhhc14, whose product is annotated as zinc finger DHHC-type palmitoyltransferase 14. Gene Ontology annotation, molecular function: protein-cysteine S-palmitoyltransferase activity. Lineage: Eukaryota; Metazoa; Chordata; Actinopteri; Osmeriformes; Osmeridae. The transcript has 9 exons. Gene Ontology annotation, cellular component: Golgi apparatus; endoplasmic reticulum. The record is from RefSeq and is a predicted model, not a curated record. The coding region runs from base 831 to 2303 and encodes 490 amino acids. Gene Ontology annotation, biological process: peptidyl-L-cysteine S-palmitoylation; protein targeting to membrane.
UCAUUGGGGUGCAAGACAAGGCAACGUGAGAAAGGUGACAUGCUGUGGUUCCAUCGAGUUCCCGUGUUCUCACUCGCUCAGGAAACAAAUCCGUAACGUUCUUGAAACACAAAGACUGUCUUAACGGGUGGGAUCAAUGGAGAAACGCGGUCUGUAAUGGUCGGUGUUUGGACGAAUAGUCCCUAACAAGGCAAAACAUGUGAACGUUACGUUACACUAGCCUGCAACGAAAGCUGUGCACCUCCUCCUCCGUCUGCACUCUUCUGGAAGAUGCUCUGUUUCCAUGUCGCCGAUAUAGCUUUAUUAUAAGUCGGAGUGAAAUAUCUCUCGUUUUGAUUUAUGACCAGUUUCUGAAUUAUUGGCCAAUGCAUUUAUCUCCACGUUGAUUUAGGAAAGGCGCUUUCACCGAGGACACUCGAAGGACGUAUUCUUCAGUGUCUGGAGGUUUCUCAUUGGACUCGCUUUGAUUCUUUCGAGAUUUUUGUUUCGUUUUGUGUGGAUAACGUACCGAAAUACUCGCUAUCAGGAACGCAAUUUAAAUUGCUGGUUAAAAUACAAUGGAAGAACUAUUCAAACAAAUGUUUUUUUUGUUCUUCUUAAUAAAGAGGGAGAUAAGAUAGAUGUGACGGGGAGUCCCUUUUGCCCGACCUUUGAGGACCCAAUGCAACAUAGUCCAGUACAUUAAAUUAUGCGAUUUUUUUAUUUGUAAAGGAUAGCAUCAUAUCAACUUGCACAACACUCGAGAGUGGGGAGCAUAGCCGAUAACCUACAAUUUCACAUAUUUCCUUAAAUACCUUUUUAUUUUCCAUAUUGUUGUGAAAGGUGCACAGAUGCAUCUCGGACUAGAUGAACCAGUGCGGGAAUGCCAAUACAAUCAGAUCUGCACGCGCAACUCGUCGCCUAUGGAUUCCUCGCAUAAAAAGAAGAAAAUACCCCAGAGGAAAUGGCAAAUCUUUCCUGGAAGAAAUAAAUUCUAUUGUAAUGGAAGGAUCAUGAUGGCAAGACAGACUGGCGUUUUCUACCUUACACUGGUCCUUAUUAUGGUCACCAGCGGGCUAUUCUUUGCUUUCGACUGCCCGUUCCUGGCGUCCAACCUGACCCCGGCCAUCCCAGUCAUCGGAGGGGUGUUGUUCUCCUUUGUGGUGGGGAUGCUCCUCAGAGCCAGCUUCACCGACCCGGGCGUCCUGCCUCGCGCCACACCCGACGAGGCUGCCGAUCUGGAGAGACAGAUAGAUGCAGCUAACGGGUCCAGUGGGCCAGGAUACCGGCCACCCAGAACCAGGGAAGUGCUGAUCAACGGGCAGACGGUCAAGCUGAAAUACUGCUUCACCUGCAAGAUCUUCCGGCCGCCGCGCGCCUCCCACUGCAGCCUGUGUGACAACUGUGUGGAGCGUUUUGACCACCACUGUCCCUGGGUGGGGAACUGUGUGGGCCGGAGAAACUACCGCUUCUUCUACCUGUUCAUCCUCUCGCUCUCCUUCCUCACCCUGUUCAUCUUUGCCUUCGUGGUCACCCACGUCAUCCUGAGAUCCAACCGGACAGGAUUCCUCAGCGCACUUAAAGACAGCCCUGCCAGUGUGCUGGAGGUGGUGGUGUGUUUCUUCUCUGUGUGGUCUAUUGUCGGCCUGUCCGGUUUCCACACCUACCUGAUCAGCUCCAAUCAGACGACAAACGAAGACAUUAAAGGCUCGUGGUCGACCAAGCGUGGGAAGGACAACUACAACCCUUACAGCUACGGCAACAUCCUGACCAACUGCUGUGCCGCUCUCUGUGGACCCCUCCCACCUAGUCUGGUUGACAGAAGAGGUUUCAUCCAGCCAGACACACCCCAGCCUGCCUCCCACUCCAAUGGGGCCAAUUUAUACACCUCCACCCAGCUUCACACUCACAUGUGUGACCAACAUCAGUGCAUUCAGAGCACCAAAUUCGUUUUACAGGCCGCUGCCACUCCGCUGCUCCACAGCGACCCAGUCAUGCUGAGCAGGGGGGCUCCACUCCCAGGGAAGAGCUCUCUGGGGGGGCCCUGUGUGUCCCUGGCUUCCGGACAGCCCUCCCUGCCCUCCUCCAUCCCCAGCCUGAGCUGCGCGGGGGACAUGCUGACUCUGAGGGAUUCCGACGCACACUGCCACCACCAUCACUUUGUCAGCCCGGACCAGGAGACUCCCUCGCCGCCAGGGCCCGGCCCGCUGCCCUGCGCCAUUCACAUGACCCAUGGUCACACCGGCCAGCUGUACGACCCGGCUAGCCAGGACUCCCUGCACGAGGACUCUGUCCGGGGCCUGGUCAAGCUCAGCUCGGUCUGAGCCCCACCUCCAGACUCCCUCCAGACACAUCCUCUCCCACUCUCCACUGCCGGCUCAGGACCAAAGCCAUACUUCCAGUCACACGCCCCAAGACCCAAAUCUUCUACUCACCUGUGGAGAUAAGCUACUCCAGUGCCAUACAAAUCCUCUCAGUUUCUUCAUUGCACUCAACCAGGACCAAAGUCAGGCUUCCAGCUUGUUCCUCCUUCAGUAUAGCCAGUCCCAGCUGUAGCAAGCACAGAAAUGGGUAGCUGGCUGCCUGCCAAAAACCCUCUGGCCAUAUUCUCCAUGAAAUAUCAUUGUACCUGCAUCAGCAUUGAAAAAAAACAUGUAUUUCCGUCAAACUCUCAUACUUAAAGGUUGAUAUUGUUGAUUUUACGCCAUAAGAAGGCACAGCAAGAUGUUUUUUUAUAACUCUUCAGGUUCCAUGAUCAACUGAAAAGACUUGAAUCAGGACUGCAGAACCUGUUUAUACUUUGUGAUGUCAUGUGCCCAUCAAGUCUGGUGAUGCUCUUUUAUAAAGAAGAAGACAGCUAGCAAGGGGCUGCUGGCCUGCAACCAUGACCCUUGUUUGAGAUUGUGGGUAUGGAUACUGUUAAUAGUGAUUGGUGGUGUUCAUCAGCUCCAGUGUGAAGCGAAGAAGUUACAUUUUGAUCAAAUGUGAAGCCAAAACAGUCAAUAAUAUGCUGUGCCAAGAUUUUUCAUUGACUUCCAGCUGUUACAUGAAUGCCUGUGGAUAUUAAUAAAUUCACAACUGUUU